UCACGUGACAUUUCCAGAAGGCACUAAAAUCGUUCCCUCGUGCGUCCAUGCGUGUUGCUUCGCUUGUGUGAGUCAUCGGGACGUUACUUAUUUUUCUACAUCGAACAGCGAUUUUCACUAUUAUUUUCAUAUUCUACUUACGAAAACACACAAUAUUAAUACUUGUUUCCUUCCUUUAAAACAAUGAGUGUAAUUACCGAAUCCGAGAAGAAACGCUUGCGUUCCUUGAAGGAGAAGAAACAGGCGUUUAAAGCAAAGAGACUAAUUAUACAUCAAGCAUUGAGUAACUUGGAUAAUACUACAAACAGUAAGAAGAUUAUAUUUGAUGACUUUGAUGAAGGGCAACCGUUGAAAUCGAGGAAGAGAGAUUUGUUUGACAGCGAUGAUGACAACAACGACGAAAAGGAUUCCCUAUGGAGUGAGAAGGUGUUUAAAGUCAAGAAAAGUAAAAAGGUCACUCUUGGCAACGACGCACGUUUCACUUUAGAUGACCGUUUCAUGGAAGACAAUUGCGACAAUGAGGAAAGUAAAGUUGUUAAUGGAACCAGUGAGUGUGAGUUGCAGAAGGAGAAGGAAAGACAGCUGGAUAUCUUAGAAGGCAUUUUAGGAAUGCCGCUUACUGUAAAAAGUCAGGAGAACCAGCCUGUUAAGAAGGGAUUGAUGAUACGAUAUGAUCCGACUGAAAAUGGACAUUGUGAAUAUGAAAUAAAACCUGCACAACCGGAAACUAAGGAGAAGAAUAGUAGAAAAAAGAAGAGCGAUAAGUCAGUGUCAGAAAUUGGAGAGCCUGCACCACCUGAACCAGAAGUGUCACAGGAUAUUUAUUAUACAGUGUCUGAUGUCCUAACAGAAAGUUUGAAGCAAAAAGAAGAAUUUAGUUUGUUAAAAACACAUGGAAAGGAAACAGAUGACACAGAAAGUACUAGGCGUAACAAUACUUUUAUUGUGGAAAAUAACAAAGCCCAAAAAUUCAAGUUUAAUUUUAACGCAAAUAACGCUUUUAAAUAUGAUUCUUCGGAUGAUGAAGAUAUACAUAAAGUACCAGACAUAGAUGAUGAAAUGGUGGACGAAGCUAAAGAAGAUACUCAACAAAAGAGCCUAUUUGGCCACAAAGAUACUCUAUUUCUUGAUAACAAUGACGUACGAUUUAACGAGGCUAUAAAGUUCUUCAGUACAGAAGCUGCGACUAAUGGUGAAUUUAAUAAUUUAAGACGCGAGUUAAAAACAAUUGUACGUAUGAAAAUUCGUAAUAACGAAAGAAGACAUCAGCCGUAUGGUAAAAAGAGGAAAAUUAAAAAAUUUCAAUAAAUAUUGUCCUAUUGUUUUUUCACAUUUAUAUUUGUAAAAAUGUAAAUGAUAAAUAUAAAAUUAUGUAAUAUUGUAGAUGUAGAUAUAUCAUUCCACAAUACACUAGGAUAUUAGC
Messenger RNA from Vollenhovia emeryi, 1423 nucleotides. Its product is annotated as probable RNA-binding protein CG14230. NCBI's taxonomy places the organism in Eukaryota, Metazoa, Arthropoda, Insecta, Hymenoptera, Formicidae. The record is from RefSeq and is a predicted model, not a curated record. The coding region runs from base 184 to 1308 and encodes 374 amino acids. The transcript is spliced from 7 exons. Gene Ontology annotation, molecular function: RNA binding.